This is a messenger RNA of Necator americanus (New World hookworm), 699 nucleotides long. RefSeq lists its product as uncharacterized. The transcript has a single exon. The record is from RefSeq and is a predicted model, not a curated record. Lineage: Eukaryota; Metazoa; Nematoda; Chromadorea; Rhabditida; Ancylostomatidae. Bases 1 to 699 code for a protein of 232 amino acids.
AUGUACGUCAUGGGAUGCGCUUUUUUUUCGCACAGGAGUGUUCCACUUAAAGCAUCACUCUAUGAAUCUGAGGUGGCGCGGAUUUCAGGUGGAGUAUUCGUGUACGGGAUCGUAGAUUAUGGAGAGGAGGGUGAUUCCGUCCAUUUCUUCCUAAUUGCCGUAAAAAAACGACACUAUGGAUAUGGCUUCGAGCGUUCCGGCGCGGUACUUUCUACACCGAGUUUGUUUGGAGCCUAUUUCGACGACAUAUUGGUCGCUGGUGGGGCCAUCGGCGAACACAAUGCACGACAAGAGGUCGUACUCAAGCGGAUUAAAGACUACGGAAUCCGUGUUCGACUCGACAAAUGUGCUUUCCUGCAGACGGAGAUCACCUACCUUGAGUUCGUCACCAACGCACAAGGACGACGCCCCGAUCCUGAAAAGAUCAAAGCUAUUCAGAAGAUGCCCGCUCCGAAGGACGUUAGUCAACUUCGCUCGUUUCUGGGACUCAUAAAUUUCUACGGAAACUUCGUCAAGGAUCUCCACAAUCUACGCGCUCCUUUGGACACUCUCACGAAAGAGGAUGUUGUCUACACAUGGACACCGGAGUGUCAGUCUUCCUUCGACAAAAUUAAGGCAGUCCUAAGCUCGGAUCUCCUUUUGACCCACUUUGACCCAAGUCUCCCGAUCAUCGUUGCCGCUGAUGCUUCCAAUUACUGA